ACAUCGCAACUGUAUAUAAAUUUCCGCGUGCUGCCACCGGAAGUUUCACGGUUGAUUGGACAAAUCGUUUUAGUCCACACAUGAUGUAAGGAAUUUUUAGUUGAUUUCCAUUUUGACAGAUAAAAAGUCUGCAGCUCGUGAAAACUUCCUGUUUUCAGUUGAGUCAUUCGCGAACACAGAGAACUACUGACUGUACUGAGUAGACUUUGUUCAAGAGUUCAUCUACCAUCUGGGUCGACUUUAUGACAUUUUAGUGCAUCUCACGGACGGAUUAUUGUGAAAUAACUUGCGCGUGGAUUUCAGACAUCGAGGACUCUCUUGGCGAUCGUAUUUCGAGCUGCAAGCUUGUGCCUGUCUCUUCGAAUCCUGCUCUUUUAUCUUACAUAUAUUACUGAUUCCAGCGUUUCUUCAAACUUCUCAAACUGGAGGGCAACAUAAGUUUGGAAAUGAGCAACCCUUGCAAUAACGAAGUACUUAAUAUCAACGGACAGCCGAUUACUUUGGAUGACAUUCUGGAAGAUACCAGCUUGUAUUUCAACCCAGCUUUUCUUCAGAGUUCUGAUUCAGUGUUUUCUUCAUUCGACCUGAGCUAUACGGAAGAUACAAAGUCCAAUGUGACCAUUCUGGAUUUGAAAGAUGUCUACGAGAAAGGGCAGAUGCGAAGAAAUGCAAACUCAGAACAAAGGCUCUUGGACGCAGAGGUACACCUCAUGGCAACUUCGCAAAAACCAAUUCAGGAUGUGCGCGCAUACGUGGAAAGAUGUCCAGAGGCCGCCAGAAUUCUUCAGGACACGAACGGACGAGUGUCUUUGGACUUAGUGUACAGUAAAAGGGAUUUGUUCGUGGCGAAUUUUGCCGUCAACCUCGACUCAGUUUAUUCUAACAAUGGCAUUAAAGUAUAUGAACUUUCACGCGUUAAAGGAGAGGAGAGAAACAUCUUCCGUGUGGUUGUUGUACUGCAUUUUGCAGAUGGAACGACGAAGGAAUUCAUCAGUAAAAACUUUCAAGUGCAAAGCAAAAAAGUCACGAAACAGGAACAAGAUGAGGAUUCAGUGAGCGUGGAUAACGGAUAUUGUGGAACACCAAGUCCGGAAACUAAUAGAAAAAAGCGAAAAUUGUUGGAAUUGGAUACCAGUCCUAAUGGAAGUUGGAGCAGUGGCAUGAACAGUGAAAAUAUCAGCGCUGCAGAGAUAAUUACAAACCGACUCGACGCUCAAUCUGCCAUCAUCAAUGAACUGCGAGUUAAGAAGCCUAUUGUUACACAGAGAGGAGACAUUGCUUAUCACUUCAAACUGAACAAAGCUGAACUCGACCUUCCUCUCGAAGAGGGUGAUAUCGUCGGGUUCUUUGAAGGUCCUGAUGGAAAGACCCACAUAGAGAAACUUACCCAAAUUAAUGCGUUUAAAGCCAAGAUGGCGGGAGUGAUCAGUAGAUCUGCGUAUUUAGAGGCCAAGACGCCAGCGGAUGGCGAAGAAAAAGGUUUAGACGAUCUCGUGUGUGUGAUUGGCAUGGUGAACGUCAAAGUACUGGGUCCAGUGAAAAACGGCGAGCGAAUCUUUGCUUCAUUGGAACACUCAGGAGUGGCCAUACCUCAGAGUCGCUUGAACGGUCGCGUGGCCAGUGAUGCCUUUCUGCUCGGCCAAACACUAGAAAGACGGGACGCCAAAGAACACGAAGUUAAAUUAGUACAGUCGUUCGUUUCAGUUCUCCUGAGUAUUACAUCCAGUCAUAUGGCCGAAGUUAAAAGCGACGACUUGCGGAAGCACGUCAGAGAGGAUGUCAAAAUAGAAGUGAAUAAGAUCAAGAAAAAAUGUAUUUCAGGGGUUGGCCGCUGGUUGUUCGCAGGCUUCAUUCUAGCUGUGUUAUUAGGAAUUUUGUUGUACCAGUUGUUCGUCCCAGGCUCCGCCCUUCGUUAUUACAGGUGUCGCCAGGGCUCCAUCGAAGAUAGUGAACUGUGGUUCACAUUUACUACUACAGACUUUCAGAUUCCUCGUGUGCAUUGUAUUGAGUUUGAUUUCGACAAGUUGAAGAAAAAACUGGGUUUGGAUAUUGGCAGAAUAAACUACACAGACGCACAUUAUUAUCUGAAUCUGGACAGAUGUGCGUAUGGCGGAAUCCGACAUGUUCGGUCGCAUUUGGACAACAAAGAAAUGGUCCGGGGUGCAGAAGUAGUAGCAGUGGAUCACAACUGUACCACUGUAUAUUAUCACUCGGAGAGAUGGGUCCCGUAUGAAUCGGGCAGGGAUAUCGUGUGUUCUGCACAUCCCAAGUAACUGGCACUGGGGGCAGGAAACUCCAGGUGUAGGACUAACAGGAAUCUCCAGGUGUACAUUAUCCUAGAGAAUAUUUUCUACUAGAUGGGAGUUUGGGCUUAAACGGAAGUUAAAUUCACUCGGAUGGGGGCUGAAUUCCGCUAUAGAUGUGGAGGUCAAGAAGACUCCCGGUGUUUGCAAAAGAGGCUUUGUUAGAAAAACAAAUAUAUUUAUACAGAUAAAAGAACAGAACAACAUAGACCGGAAAGAUUUUCUUGACGAUCCUUCAGCUCAAUAAUUUAAGUGUUAGAUAGCAUUUGCGGAGACGAGAGAACCGCGUAGUACAAACUAUAUGGCUGGUCCAUGUAUGCUUGUAGAAAACUUUAUAUUUGAUUUUGCCCAGAUGCUCAGUUUUUUCUUUACAGUUAGAUGGUCUCAGAUAGUCUUUUUGUAAUGUUAAUUUAGUUAGACAAUCUUUUACUAUUAAUAUUACUAUCAUUGUUAUGAUUGCCAUCAUUAUCAAAUUAAUAUUACAUUAAGGAAGAUGAAGUAAACUUUUCCCCUGAAUUUUCCAAUUGUGCAUCACCUGGAAAGAUAUUUGAUUCUGAGUGCCAAAUGUUAUAAAGACCUACAUCGUAGAAACCUCUUUAAAUAUGUCUUGGCAUCUUAAAAACGAAAAUCUCAUAAGGAGAAUGAUAUACAGAGCAAGACAAAAAAAAAACAUUGUAAGGCCAACCUGAGGUAUUGGAAGGCCCGUUGUAACACUGCAUAGUACGUAUUUCGAUUAAAAACGGAAAAUACCAUUAGGAGUUGAUGAGAACUUACAAAAAAACAUGUGAAACGCUUUUCGUGCAGGAAACAGAACUGACAAUUGACGAGUAUUUUAGUUUUAUAUGUGAUUGGCUGAGAGUAGUAAGAGUUUCCUAGAUCAUUCACAGAGCGAGACUUGAUUGAAAAUUGCUCUCUUUGUAAUGUCCGUUGCCGGGCAUUUUAUCCAUACUUCAUAUACAGCUGAUUAGGUUCGUAGAUAGGGCUCUAGCUGGAGAAGGGCUGCAAAAAAUAUAUCUACAGAUGUUUUUUUACAACCAUAUUAAAGUACGUUUUCCUCGUUGUAAUUUAGUAAUCUGGGUGACCGCAUGAUAACACAAUCGCUGGCUUAUUCGAAAUUCCUUUUUUUCUGCCAAAGGGAAAGGCUGGUCCUUCAUGAAUUUUAUUGUAAAUGUUUUUUGGAGAUAUUCGACCAUAAUGUAAAGAGUUAUUCCCAUGAUUAAUAUUCAUCAUCUUGUUUGAAGACAAGACAAUCAUCGUCGUCGUCGAUCGAAUAAUAUUGUAUCCUACUUACCUCGUCGUUGAGUUUGUUAAAAAUAUAUAUUGCUAUUUGAUUUUCA
This is a messenger RNA of Pocillopora verrucosa, 3640 nucleotides long. RefSeq lists its product as uncharacterized. Lineage: Eukaryota; Metazoa; Cnidaria; Anthozoa; Scleractinia; Pocilloporidae. The record is from RefSeq and is a predicted model, not a curated record.